CACACACUUCAGCGUUUGCACGACUAAAGGCGAACAGUUGAAGAGAAAAGAAGAGAGUGGCGUUAUUACUGGAUCUAUUUUCGAUUUCCUAGCGAGACUUUAAAGCGAAGGCGGCGCUGAUUGGGCAGCACGGAGUCACGCGGUGUGCGCUCGCUUUGCCUCGCGCCCGUCCGUGAACGCGACUCUGCCUGCCUGCGCUAGCGGCGGUUCGAGCUCUGUGGAUCCUCCUCACAAUUAUUCUUAAUUGCCCAAACCUUUUUUUAAAUCCCUUUUUUUCUUUUUCUGAGACGUUUUCCCCCUAUCAUGGGCGACAAAAAGAGCCCUAUCAGGCCAAAAAGACAAGCCAAGCCGGCGGCGGAUGACGGCUACUGGGACUGCAGCGUGUGCACGUUCAGGAACAGCGCGGAAGCCUUUAAAUGCAGCAUCUGCGAUGUACGGAAGGGCACAUCCACAAGGAAGCCCAGGAUAAACUCCCAGCUGGUGGCUCAGCAGGUGGCGCAGCAGUAUGCCACCCCUCCCCCUGCGAAGAAAGAAAAGAAGGAGAAGCCAGAGAGACCUGAGAAGGAGAGGGCCGAUGGCGAGCGACCAGAGCGAAACCUGCCUGAUGGUGAGCACCCAGCCAAGGACAAGAUUGAGGAGAAGGACAAUGCUGAGAAAGAGAAGAAGGACAGGGAGAAAGAAAUCACAGUUGCCCUACCAAAGAAACCCGGCAGCAAAAAGACCAGGCCCAAGAUGGACAACCAUCAAAGCCCACCAAGUGAAAGAAACAGUAUACAGUCUGGGAAAUCAACUACCAAGACUAAAAACUCUCACAUCUCAAGUAGACCCAAAUUGAAGAACGUGGACCGGAGCACGGCCCAGCAGCUGGCCAUCACAGUGGGGAACGUGACAGUAAUCAUAACGGACUUUAAAGAGAAGACUCGUUCAUCCUCCACAUCCUCCUCGACAGUGACGUCCAGUGCCGCCUCUGAGCAGCAGCACCCGAGCUCGGGCUCCGAGAGCAUGGACAAGAGCUCGUCACGUGCCUCCACUCCUAAACGAGACCUCUCGCUUGGCCACGACGAGUCAUUCUGAGCCUUCAGACCAGUGCUCUUGGACACUGUGGAGAUGCUGGCUGUUCCGCAGUUCUCCUAUGCCCUGCUUUCAUUCCUCUCAUCUGCUUUCGAUUACCAAAAGAGGGACGAAUGUUUCACAUCCCCACAUUUACACAAAUGUUGAUGCGUGCACAUAUUUCCUGAUGGGAGAUAAUCUCAUGUCUCUGGACCUAUAGCAGUGGAUAUUCUCAGCAUCACACCUUGGUAGCACUGGAGUGACAGCAGGGCCAGUGAGAUGGCAUCCCCACUCUUGUAUGUAUUGUUUUAUACUUGUAAGUGAACAUCUGGCUGAAUCAACUUUUUCUUUUUUUUUCUUUUUUUGUAUUAAAAAAAAAAGGUCUGCUGUGCACAAUAACCACCUACACUUUAACAAUUUUCUGAAUGGCUAUGACACUUAUUUAUUAUCUGUUGUAUUUUAAUACUUUUAGAGAUUUUUUUCCCCCUUUUUUUUUUCGCUAAGUAGCAUGGCUGAUGGUUCCAUUUUACACUUUUAAUGAGUUUUUAAUGAGUUUGAAUUGUUUUCCUGGAGCCCCCUGAGAAACUCUCCCACAUUGGUGCUAGCUACACUGUGAAUUCUUUGUUUUUGUUUUUUUUUUCCUGCUCAGACAGUCUUUCACACAUCAAGGUCCUUAAGCUUAGUCUAUUUCACUCUUCUUCUCUCCCCCCCCCCCACCUCAGCUGUUCUAGUUAUUAUUAUCAUAAUUUUAUGUUUUUUAGUUUUGCAGUGAGUGCUAGGGGACGGCUGUCUGCUUUUCACAGUGGCAUUUUCAGCUCUCAUUUUUCCAGACAGUUCUGACAGUUUCUUAGCUUUUUUCACAGUCCAGGCUUUCACGCUCCAUGUGAUGCCCAUCUUUGACCUUUAACAUCUGUGAAUAGAACCUCGUAUUUUACACUCACAGUAGUUUUGCUCUGGAUCGACUAUAUAUGUGUUCGAAACCCUAAACAAGCUUACAGUUUAUUCUCAUGUCAGAGUUGGAUCAGGAUCUGGAUAUGCUCUCUCGGUUUGCUGUUGCUGUUUAUAUGAGUUAAUUACAUUUGUUCAGCAGAGGUAUUUGUAACUUAUUGGUUAUUUAAGGCAUGUAGUACAAACACUAAACUUUUUAGCCAUGGAACUAGUCUGGUUGUAAGCUAAUGCAUACCGUCCCAUGUUAUAACUUUCUUACAGAAUACGUUCCAGUGUACUUGAAUCACAGUCUUGAAGGAUAAGAAAAAAAAAACAAAAAAACAUGAAGAUGUAGAGACUGUAACUUGGGACUCAGAUGACUUACUGAUUGUGUAGAACCACAGGAUGUCGCUGAAGGAAAACAGAGGACACAAAAUGUUUUUUUUUUUUUUUUUAAUUAUUAUUUUACAUUUAUUUUAUUUUUCUCACUCAUCCAGAGUAUUCCCGUGUUUCAGACAAAAUCUCGCACCUCCGACGUAACGGCCAAAAUAAGAGUUGUGAUACCUAUCUAUCCCUUAAAAAAAAAAAAAAAAAAAAAAAAAAUCCACUUCCUUUUCAACUGUAUUAAACCUGUAUAAAGUAUGUGUAUAUGAUAUGAGUUUUAUUUAUUGAAGGACCAAAGGAAUUUGAUAUUGACACGAUAGACAAAUAACAAUUCGAAAUGUAAUGAUCAUAUGUGUGAUAUAUAAUAAUACAUUUUAAAUAAAGUCUAAUAUAAUCCAUAUCUAAUUCUUACCGUCUAAUUCUUGUCCACGAUAUACUGUGAAAGUUCAUCGGUUGCUUCGGAAUCAAGCCUGUAAAGACCACAUCAGCGUUAGAUGUUGUACAUUGCCGUGUCGAUUCGCGGAGCAAGACGCGGUCAGUUAGAAGGUACAACAGAACAUUGCAAUACUUUCAACCCGUAUCAUCCAUUUGAGUCGCUCUAGUAACUGUUAAGCGUCAGAAGUGUGAAAGUAUCACUCGUGUAUCACUUGUGUAACAGGACUUGGUUUUGCUCCUGCAGUGAUGAGAUGAAUUGAAGUUUUGCUCUUUUGUUUCCUUUCUCUUUCUCACCAGUGACUUUGGGAUAAUGUUCUGUUGAGACCGCAGUCGUUCCUAGUCCUCUAGUGUUCUGUACAAAUGAAGGCUUACUUUACUGGGUCAGUUUGUGAGACAGUAACCAUGUCUUUUGUGUAUUUGUGAUAUUAACCAGUGAUUGUCACUUCUGAAAGCAUCGAGUUAUAACCGCCCUCGCCCACAACCCCCUGAUCUUCUGCGCUUUAAUUAUACGGUGAACCACAUACAUGGCAGUUAUACUGAAAUGUUUUUUUUUUUUUUUUGGUUUUGUUUUUUUUGGAAGAAUAUGCAAUGUGAACACAACAUGAAGAAAACUACAUUGGGUAAAUUCCAAAAAUAAUAAUAAUAAUAAUAAAACCCCGAAUGUUACCGUUCCAAAUGCUCGCCACAUCCGAACCCACUUGUAGUUGCUGAGCACUGUAUAGCCUACUUUCCAUUUCUUCUGAUUAUAGCCAUCUUUUCACUUGCCUUACCCACUAUCACGAGCAGUUAGCUAACUUUUUUUUGUAAAAUUGUAAAGAGAAAAAUGAAUUGUAUCUUAAUUUAUUGGAAUUUUUAAACAAACAAACAAACAAAAAAAAAAAACAGUUUAAACAAUGCUUGUAUGUGUAUCUUUAAAAAUGGUGCAAAUGUCAACAUGAUAGGCUACAAAUGGCAAUGGAGCUGAACAUUUUGUUUUUUAAUUUUAUUUGUAAAUUUUUUUUUUGUCUCUUUUUCUUUAUUAUUUUUUAAAACGCGCAAGCAGUUCUGUUCUUGUGUACGACCAGUAACCUUAAUUUACUGUGUAAAGAUGGUUACGUUUUUUGUUUUGUUUUUUAGCUUCCUUUGUCAGAAACCCUCUUUAUUCGAAUGCUUCUUUACUUGUGAGAUACAGUCGCAUUAACUGUGUGAAAUUUCGAUAUCCGUGUACAGAUCACCCAGUCGCUUCAUUCUGAUCCUAAUCCGAUGUUGUUGUGAAGCGCUUUUACAGUUUGUUUCGUAAUAGCGUAGGGUCUAUUAGUGUAUUAACCGAACCAUUUUAUUUGAACUUUGUCAUUGCUUUGCGUUUCUUGCUACUCGCUUGAGUGUUCUUGGUAAUUUUGUGUGAUGGUUGUGUUAAUUUUCCUUGUGUAAAUGUUUUUGUUUUGUUUUUGGUUUUGUUUUUUGUUUUUUUAAUCGAACAUUGCUCCUUGUCUAUAGCUUACUACACUGUUCAAAUACUACAGUUUUCAGCAUGUGCACGACUUUGCUCUUUAGAGGCUACCUUUAUCAUUUUCUUCGCUUCAAAUAGAAAUGUCUAUUUAUGCAUUUUUGGCUUGUAGUUUUUCACAAAUAAAAUGUCCAAUUUAUCUAAA
Messenger RNA from Hemibagrus wyckioides, 4427 nucleotides. RefSeq names its product RING1 and YY1 binding protein b (gene rybpb). Gene Ontology annotation, cellular component: nucleus. The transcript is spliced from 5 exons. Lineage: Eukaryota; Metazoa; Chordata; Actinopteri; Siluriformes; Bagridae. The record is from RefSeq and is a predicted model, not a curated record. The coding region runs from base 304 to 1074 and encodes 256 amino acids. Gene Ontology annotation, biological process: positive regulation of DNA-templated transcription. Gene Ontology annotation, molecular function: transcription coregulator activity; DNA binding.